UCUGCAUCUCGUCUGCACUAUCCACGUCCUUGGUUUGUGGCGAUGGCGAUCUGCCAACAUAUAGCGAUGUAGUUUGUGACGCGCGUGUCUGUCACGAUCUGUCAUAGACUCGCAGGUCGCAGGUAGGAAGCAGCAGAAUGUCGUUCACCAGCUGCACGGUUAUUUGAGGCGGCUCCUCCCGAAGAAGCCGGUGAAAGUCCACUCUCAGGCUCCGACAUGGCUCAGCUGAACGGCGUGCUAAAGGCCGUGGAGACGUUGAACGCGUUACGGGAGUCGGACACUCCGUCAGAUUCUGGAGCAAGCAAAAAGGAGAAGGUGUCGUGCUGCGCGAUCAUCGUCGAGGGGAUAUGCUCACCGACCGUCAGACAGAACCCCAAGUUUCCACAGAUUCUCAGUGCCACCAUCGAAACACUACUGGCACUCUGUAACGAUGAUGAGUCCGACGUCAGGAUGGUCGCGGACGAAUCUCUCAACAAAAUCAUAAGGGCGAUGGUCGACAGUAACAUUGUUAAGAUUCAGAUAGAACUUUACAAUGAAAUAAAGAGAAACGGACCUGCGCGCAUUCUGAGGGCUGCACUCUGGAGAUUUGGCUUGCUGAGUCACAUGAUACGUCCUUCGAGGGGUAAAGCUUAUGUGUCAAAUUUGAUCCCAUGUAUAGUGAUCAUUGCCCAUCGGUCAGAGGAUACUGUAAUAGAAACGUUAUCGCAAUCGUUACCAUUAAUUUUUAAAGUAUUAGGACCAUUUAUGACAGACAAGGACGUUAAGAAUUUGCUGAAAGCAUUCUUUGAAAAUAUCUCUUCCUCUCAAGCAGUUUUUCGUAGAACAGCAGCUAACAUGAUUCUGGUAACUUGUAUAAAUUGCAGAAAACCACAGUUCUUUUUAAAUUAUGUGUUGGAUUAUAUGUUAGAUAUAAUAACGUUGGGAAGAAACGCCGAGGAUCAUUCCUCUACCGUUAUUGGCGUUUUUGGAUGCCUGAGACUGAUUUUACCUUACAUAUGUAAACCUUCGGAGUCCCAAGACGUCGAGACACAACGGAUAGAUAGCCUCUUACACAUUUACGAGUUGUGUUUGCACUACACAAAAUGGCAUUCCGAUCACAAUGUUAUAAAUGCAGCUUUAGAGACCUUGGCACAACUUUUAAAAAUGCCCCCAAAGCCACUCGUGUCCGUUUUAUUGUCUUUGGAAGGUAUAACACAAAGCAGAAUAAUAUCAAAUCAAAAUGCAUUUGUUCCCUCGCUGGGUCACUUGAGUAUUUCUAGCGCGAGUACCACUCACGGUGGAAAUUCGGAUUCUAUUUUGAAUUUGCAUGAACCUGAUAUUCCGGAGAUUACUCCAAACACGGAGUGGAUCACAGAUACGGAAACGACAGUGCCAGUUGCGUGUAAUCCACAAACACAGAAUGAAUGCACGAGUGACUUGACGGAGACGAAAGAGAAGACAUUAGAGAGUUAUUGCGAGUUGAAAAUUGAAACCACUGACAUUGAAGUCGCGGAAGAAGGCAGCGAUGUUGAAAGUGAGAUUGAAAGGUCCGAGAGAGUACCAUAUCCAAGUCUGCAAAAUGAACACUUAAGGGAAGACGAUUAUUCCGAGGAGAUCACUCUCUCGUGCGCUACUCCUAAGAAAUCCUCUUUGGAGUUUGCAUUAUAUGAAGCGGAUGUUGGAAGUUACACGGACUCUGAUAUGCCCGUCAAGUUUUGCUGUCGUUACCUGGUGUCAUCCUUUUUGUUAGCUGGCAAGCCCGGGCAAUUGAUAUCGGAUAAAUUGUUUCGCGUUAGCGUAAAGUCUCUUGCUCUGACAUGCGUGGGUUACAUUCUCAAACUUUAUCCGCACUUGUUUACAAUGACCGUUGCCAGAGAGUCAAGCUGCAAUGAGACGAACCAAUUGAUUGCAGACAUCUUGCUAUUUGCCAAUCACUCAGAUCCUCAGAUCAGGGGUAAUGUAGCGGUGGUUAUUGGAAUCUUUUUAAAGUCUAUAUUUGUUCAAUACGGCGGCUCCUUCCAGAACUUUGAAACGGAGUGUUUAACUCGGCAAGAACAUGGAAAUAUAUCAUUGGAGAACAUGAUAAAGUUACUUUUAAAAGGCCUGAAUAACGAUUCCGCAACAACUUGUCGCCAAACGUUAGACGCGUUGAACCUCUGCUUGCCAGAGUUACUAGAUUCCAUCGACAAUGAAUACGGUCUUACCAUCUUGACUGCGUUGCCAAAACUUAUGAAAAAUCCAUAUUUUCUUGUGAAAGUAAAAUUAGCUGAUUUAUUGAGCAGAUUAUCGUAUAUUACAAUAGAACACAUAACAGGACAAUCAUUAUUUCAAGAGCACUUUAUCGAUGUUAUAAUAGCGUUACUAGGUGAUCAAGACCAAAGGGUGAGACACGCUGCGUCAGAUGCGAUUGUUAAGAGUAUUCCGUGUUUAUAUUUUCGACAACCUCAAGAGGAUACUGUUACAAAGAAGGCUACGCAAUACACUCGACAGUUUUUAAGCGCAGUAACAUCGAGUAUCUCGGAAUUGUCAUCGUGCCAAGAUAAAUACAAACCGUUCGUCAACACGUCCAUCAAGCCCUUUGUAUUUCUGAAUCAUUACAAUGGGACGAAUUACGAUUCUAGUCUAGAAUAUUCUUUAUCUCGCAUAGUUAAUAUCCUAACAGAAAUACUGACGGUGCAUUCUUCAAAAUAUUUAAUAUACGGGUGUUGCGAGACCCUCUUCUGUUUGAGCGAGGCUUAUCCUACUACAGUUUAUGUUAGAGGAUGGGAUUGCAUUCUACCAAAGACAUUGCUAAAAAAAUCCAAGAAGAACAAUGAUCGAUCAGAUACUAGUGAUAUUAGUUUCGUGAAUGAAAUGAUUUCUUCUCCAGUAUGCAGUAGUCUGUUGUCAUUGGCGUUGCCGUUGUUAACGUCGUCAACUAUAAGCUUAGAUUUAUCUACGCAUAGACACUUAGUCCUCCUCACCGGCAAUCUAGCUUCCGGAUUAGCUGUCUGCAACUUCAAAACUGGCGGUGAUCCGCUGAAACUUUGGAGUACGUGUAAGGACAAAUACAUGGAAUUAUUGUUGACGCACAUUAUGAGAGUCCUCAAUAUUUUCGUUCACGUCAUCGAUGAGGUGCAAUUAGUGCAGGUGAGCUCCAAGCCCGUAUUGCCGUCUUUGUCCACGCAAACGUUGUCGCCUAGGAAGAAGAUCAUACCAGAGCAAAAAUCAAAGGAGAAAGGAGAAAAGAUUAGUGGCUUGAAGAGUGGAAAGGAUCAAAUGGGAACGUUUAUUGGUAAACCGCACUACAUGAAAAUAUACGACAUCCUGAAGGCGGCGCAUUCUAAUUAUUCAGUCACCCUGCAGCAUGAAGCCAGCGAGAUGUACGUUUCUCUGCUGAACGCGAUGCUGGACGUUCUUUCGCAGAUUCUUGAAAUUGCAUCGGUCAAUGAAGCAGGUAGAAUAGCGGAAGAAGUAUUAUGUUACCUAAAAACCACCGUCGUAUUGUCACCAACGGCAACGGUUCAAUGUGUGCAACAAUUGCUGAAGUGCUUAUUCAGUACGAACGUAUGUGCGCAGUGGAGCGAGCUGGACGUGCAAAAAAAUGUAGAUCGAUGCGGUACUCUGCAAGAUGAAAUCAAAGGUUUUUAUAACCAGUGUUUUCAACAACCCGCGAGACAAAUGGCGAACACGAUUAAAUGCAUUGGAAAUAAUUGCAGGGGCGAAAACGAGCCGGAUAAUGGAUGGAUAGGAUUGCUGCGCAGAAAAAGCGAUCGUAAAUUUUCGUCGGUAUUUAAGACUUUGGCGCGAUCUUCAGAUCAGAAAACAUCUGUCGCGUCCUUCAUCCGGCUCUUUGAACCGAUGGUUAUAAAAUCUCUGAAGCAGUACACUGUCACGAGUAAUAUCGCGUUGCAGUGCCAGGUUCUGAUGCUGCUAAGUCAACUGGUUCAAUUGAAGGUCAAUUAUUGUCUGCUGGACUCCGACAAGAUAUUCAUUGGAUUUGUGUUAAAGCAGUUUGAAUUCAUUGAGGAGGGCCAUGUGCAACAAACUGAGGAUCUCUUGCCGAGAAUGUUCAAUUUCUUAGUGCACCUGUCGUAUGAGAAAAAUCACUCGAAGGUGAUAAUAGGCAUACCGAAGAUAAUUCAAUUAUGCGACGGUCUGAUGGCGAGCGGGCAGCCGGCGAUCUCGCACUGUAUACCUGCGCUCGCGCCUGUCAUCGAGGAUAUAUUUCUUAUUCGUAAUGGAAGCUCGAGCGUGGUUGAGCAGCGGGAGUUGGAAACUACGAGGGACGUGCUAAUAGCUAUGCUGCUGCGUUUGGUGGAGUAUCACGAGGUUGUCGAACUUUUGGCGCUGUGUCUGGCCGAGUCCAGAUUUAGCGGAGAUGGUAACGGCGAGGAGAAAUGGCGGAGAUGGUCCAGACUGACGAUGGACACUGUGCUUCCGAUCCUGGCCGCCGGGAAACUCAGAAUAGAAUCCGAGACGGCUCACGUCGCGUUGGUAAAACUAUUCGCGGCGAUCUCGCCCACAGUCUUCCGACCGGUGGAUCCGCUUCUGAAGAUUCUAUUCACCGCGUCGAUACCCGCGACCGCUCCGAUUCUCAAGCUGAAGCGCUGGCUAGGCAUGAUCAACGUCGUAUUGCUGUCGCUGAUCUCCUGCGCAAAGGAGGAAGCAAUGCUGGCACGUCUCUCGGAUCUCAGCGUAUGCGUGUCAGAUGUGUCGCAACUGUGUUCGCCACUUCGGAGCUUCUCUUCCCGUGAAUAUGCGGAUCCGUUGAACGCCUCGAGCGUCCAAUCACGCCAAAUGUUGCCCGAGCAAGUAUUAGCCAGAUUCAUAUUUAAGGUGAUCAAUCUUGUGAGCACAAAGGUAUUUGGUCUGCUCGGUUUGAUAAAUCAUAAGUCCGCAGAUCCCUUCGUCGAUUUCUCCGAUUACACGGCGGACGACAAUUACCUCGUUCAUCAGUUCGCGUUCUUCCUACAAUUGUGCAUUCAUAUGUUCGAGUCUGGCAGUCAUUGUAAAGUAGCGAACGCGACGAUGCAGAUGAUUCAAGGACGCAAUGUGUCCGAUGAGGAGAAGUUACUCAUCGACGAUUUGAAUUACUUAAUGCUCAGCAUCGGGAACGUGUGCCCGACGGUGACGUGCCAAUGGGCGUAUCUGAUGAUUCUAUUGGGAUACAACGAGAUGUCCUUCUGGUCAAGAGUGUUAGGUACCGGCAAAUCCGAUCAUGUCCGAUCGAGUGAGAGGAGAAUACGCGAUUGCGUUAACAGUAAUACGAAUAUCCAAAUUAUUAGGAGAGGUGGGAUUAUAUUAUUCUGUGACUACAUAUGCGAAAAUCUGAACGACGUGGAGCCGCUAACGUGGCUCUUGGUAAAUCAUAUAGAGGAGGCAAUAAACGUCGCCACCGAGUCUCCGGUGAGGGAUCUGUUGACCACGGCGAUACAUAGGAAUCCAGCGGCCAGCGGACUAUUGGUACAGGCCGUCGCGACGAAGUGCACGGAUUUGACGCAGCCCAGUUUUAUAAAGCGUCUGCUGCAGUGUAUCGAGGGCGCGCAUCAUUCGCAAAGCGGCGCGGUUAUAAUGACUUUGAUACCACGGUUAUUGUCCACCAAGUAUCUCGCUCUAUCGAGGAUGGCAUCAAAGAUCGCCAGCCGCCGGGUAGAGAUACUGUUGACCACCAGCGCGGAAGAUGCGAAGGACCAAUUGUCAAAGGACGAUAUCAUAAAGAUCAUGGAUGUCCUGCAGACCACCAAGCUGGCGAGGAAACACGGCGGCUUGGUCAGCUUGCUAAACAAGCUGGCUGUACAAUAUUACGAUCUGUCACCGCUGGAACUCGAUCAAUGCAGACCGUUCAAUCCGUCUACCGUGAAGAGCGUUCAAUUAGAUCGGAAUUGGUUUCUCUCUCAGGUGAGAAUACGUUGCUGCCACGCAAGCGCUGGUAACAAUCCCAUGGAAUUGGCGCAGUUGUUGAAGGACCUGGACUUUGACGAUUGUCUGAGCAUCCUCUCUUGUAAAGAGUUCAAUCUGAAGAUUUUGAAGCACUGUGUGAUAUUAGGAGCUCGACUCACCAUCGAGAAGUGCCAAAAGUUAGAAUUUGGAAAAGCGCAGAGCGAGAAAGAUUUUGAUUUUGAUGCUAGUCCUUUAUAUGUCGCUGCCAAGCAGUGCUUAUUAGAGCAUAUUCAUUAUAUCUGCGAGCUCGUACCGAAACCACAUCAGAUCUAUUAUCCGGAGGCGGAUAAUAACAGCGGGAAGGAACUGAAGUACGCUACUAGAUUCUCCGAGCUAUUGAGCGACGCUCUAUAUUGGGAGAUUCUUUUCACGAUAAUCCCAACUGUCAAAAUUUACAUGAAGACAUUACCGAAACUAGCUAAGUACAACGUAGCGAAGAUCGAUAUGAAAUUCGAGGAGGAUAUUGCCAAGUUCUCUAUGCUGUGUCUCGAGUUGGCACAUUGGAUGAUCUAUUCGGAUAGGAAGGGUGUCCAUAGAUUAAAGCCGCAUGACAUGGACAUCGCGCUAAGUUGCGCGGCCGAAAUCUUGAGACACGCCGCUCCGAAUAAGAUUUUUGGUGAUAAUGCACGUCACACCUGGGUCUGUUCCGCGGCGAUCUCUCUGACAAAAAUCGUGGAGAGUGUACUGACGACGGUAGAUUCCUUGCCGACUAUGGAUUGCCAAGCGCUGGAACCGGCUCUUCAGGACGAGGACACGAAAGACUACGCCCGGGCGUGCAUUCAAAUGGCGUCGAUAGUGGCCUGGCUCGAGAAGUGUCAGGUGGAUAACAGCACGAGGAAUAUUCCACCGUACCUAUUUAACACGAUAAAGUCGUUGGUCAUCAGCAUCAGUCGUCAGCCGUUAGUAAAUUCUUACAUCUUGACGCCUCCAUUAGUGUGGAAACACGGUUGUCACGUCGUCGGCUCAGGCCCCACCAAGUGCUAUUUUCCAUUGAUGUCGUCCGAAUCCAAUCUUCUGCAGGAGAUGGACAUCCUGGAGCAAUUUAUUUAUCGGGUAAACCUACUGGGUUGGACGUCCAGAUCGCAGUUCGAAGAGAUCUGGAUGGCAUUCCUGAGCGUUCUCAACUUCCUGCAAAACGAGAACACGCCCUCGGACGAAAUCGCGACUUUGAUCCAAACGAGUAGCCUGGCGAUUCAAGCAAUAACGAGAUUACUCUUGCAAACUCUGUUGCUACCGUGUCCUGGCAAUCCCGGUGCCAGCACUCUAAUCCAUCAUCCGAGAGAUCCCCAACUUUCCGUGCAUAAGACCAGCUCCCAGAAGCUGUUUGCGAUACAAGAGCUGCUCCUGUGGAAGUACGAAUACAUGAACGACGCGGAAAAUAAAAACGGCUUGAGAUUGGAUCAUAUAUUCCAUCGAGGCAAUGUAGAGAGAACCGCAGUUUUCGACAGAUAUAUGUACAGCCAAUUAUCGGUCUCUUACUUAUGGUCGCUUUGCAAUCUGUACGAGGACAAGUUAAACGCUUCUGUUCUUGAUUUGAAGAACAGGCGGAACGAUGCGCUGAUGUCCGCCUCUCUCGAUCUAGACUCCUGUCUGCGUUUUCUAAUUGAGCAUUACACCAUCUGGACGUCACCGCAGGUUAACACGCCCGUACAAUUGCUGACGGAAAUCAUGAAGUCGAUUCUGGCGAUCUCGGAACUCUUUCUCGAGAGAUCGCAGUACCAGUGGAUGUUAGACGUGUGCUUGGAAGUUUCGAGGGUACAUCCAAUGGAAAAUGCUAUCUUGCAUCAGUAUCUGACUGUUUCUGUGUGUAAAGCCGCCGCCGUUUUAACGCCUUUGGAUUUGGAAACGUUGGAUAAGGUGAAGCGCAUAGUAGACGUUAAUUUAAAGUCGGUAUUCCUGGCUUCCAGAGUAUCCGCGCUUCAUGGCUCUCUGUACUUGUUACAAAGCGCAGUACUGGCCAAAUGCGAGGAGACGAUGAAUAUUAUACAUCCCCUGGCCAUUGAGUAUAUACAGAAGCACAUUGAUUCACAGGAUUUAAAUAGCGUUUUAAGUCAGAGUGAAGAGCAUCAAGGAAUAAUGUGGGCUCUAGUGUUCUUUUUGCUGGAGCAUGCAGAAGACACUCCGCCGGACACGGAAGCGCCGGCCGUGUUAGAAUUAGUCCUUUCUCUAGUCACGUCUCAGAAUAUUUCAUAUGGUUUACAUCAAACAUUGUUGCAGGGUCUUGAGAGGCUCGUGGCGACGAAGAGCGUCGUCGGUAAAGUCGCUGAGCAGAUCGUUAAAGUCGCAAUAGAUCGGCUGAAGCAACCCAGUCCGCUACUCGCGUUACCAGCGCUGCAACUUUUAUUGACGUGCAUGUAUACAGAGGCAGCUGAUCGAUUGAAUCAACCUGGUGUCGAGGAACCAUUGCCGGAUGUGGAGCCGGAAACGCUGGUCCGAUCCAUCGAACGCACCUCCGCGAUAUUCGACAAGAUCCGCAAGGGACAUUCUAUGGAAGUAGAAGUGCUGUGCACAGUUCUGUCAUGUCUCCUCGGGGAUUUCUUCCCACCGUCAGAAAUUCUUACCAAAGUUAUUGGGGAAUUUUUGUCCCCACAGCAACCGCAUCCGAGAUUACUCUCCGCUGUUGUUUUCAAAGUCUGUGAGAAAGCAUGUACCUGCACGGAAAUGGAGCUCCUUCAAGACUGGGUGGUUUUCAGUUUACCGAAUUUCAUUCAAAGCUUGCCGAUGGCGAUGUCAACUUGGUGUUUGUCUUGUUUCUUCAUAAGCGCAUCGACAAAUCAUUGGUUGAGAGCUUUAUUUCCGUAUGUUCAGUCGAGGAUAGGAAAGUACGAAUAUGAAGACAAGAAAAUAUUGUGUAUAGCAGCUUCGGAUUUUUAUCACAAGCUAUCCAAAGAAUCUCAAAAGAAGGCAUUUGUCGAGAGUUUCGAAGCUGCCGCGAAGGAACCUGGAACUCCAUUUAGUGAUAUUUUAGCCUCCUUUUAGAUAAUGUUGACCAUAGUCAGGAAAUCUCAAAAGAGAAACUAUCCUAUAAAAUAUUAAACUCAGACUGUAAAAAAAAUCGAUGUACAAUCACUGGUGCGCUGGCGCGUUACGUUAUGCCUGUACAUUUGUAUGUAUGAUGAUAUUUAUUUUACAUUAUGUCCCGUCAAAAGAGAGAUAUGCAACUUGUUUUGCAAUAAACAAUAUUUUUUAAAUAAAAA
Solenopsis invicta (red fire ant) is the source of this 9098-nucleotide messenger RNA. RefSeq names its product huntingtin (gene htt). Lineage: Eukaryota; Metazoa; Arthropoda; Insecta; Hymenoptera; Formicidae. The transcript is spliced from 15 exons. The coding region runs from base 217 to 8880 and encodes 2887 amino acids. Gene Ontology annotation, cellular component: cytoplasm; nucleus. The record is from RefSeq and is a predicted model, not a curated record.